This is a messenger RNA of Prorocentrum cordatum, 1057 nucleotides long. The record is from the annotation of a GenBank genome assembly. NCBI's taxonomy places the organism in Eukaryota, Dinophyceae, Prorocentrales, Prorocentraceae.
GUUUUGAUGAGCCGCUUUCCAAGGUUAUCCUUGUAUCCUUCCCCUUCGGCCCAUCCUUGCCCGCUUUCGCUGGCCGCGCCCCGCUCGCAACGUGUUGACACGGCCUUCCAAUGCCCUUUCCUUCUAAUCGUACGUCCUUAUUCCACGGGUUGGUUGCAUUGCUCUGCUUGGAAGGGCAGUUUUGUAGGGACGACGAGGAACCCAAGGCACCGCUGCAAGAGCGGUGCUGGACAUCUUCACUGGCAUUGUCCUAGAAGAGGGCGGCAAUGCCUUCUUUCUUCAGUGAUAUGAUGCUUCAUUUUGUUGGUUCGAAUGCAUGCCCCUCCCAAGCAGGAGCAGAAGUUCCAGAGCUACCUGUUCAGCCAUGUCGAGAUGUCCGGUACCAACUACCAUUUGGUGUCUGGAUACGGCUCUCAAUCGACGGCCGCCGAGAAGUUUGAGUCUUUGAUUCGCGCAUACAACGACGCCGUCACCCACAGGAUGGAGGUGAGCACCAACAACAGAUACUACGCAACAUGGUUGGGGACCUUCGUGGCCGCAUUCUACACAUUCCUGGGCGGCUCGCAGGUCAUCGCUGGGACCCUGGGUACAGGCUUGUUUUUGGCCAACAUCGCGGCCCUCAUGAACAUGGGCGAGGUAUGGGACGGCAUAUACACGAAUCUUUUGGACAUGGAGAUGGUCGUUCCGUCGCUGAGGCAAGUCAUGAAAAUGAUGAACGUGCCCUUGUCGGUGGAGAAGCGGAUGAGUUUCCAACGGGCUUGUACGAUGAAGACGGUGGUCAUGAUGAAGGAGGACAAGUCCCACGGCAAGGGAGUUGGCCCCGUGAUGAUUGCCGCGGACAGUCUGCCGUUCCAGAUCAAGCUCAGCAACGGAGGCAUCGCCGAGUUGCACCAGGGCUCCUUCGUCGCUGUACUCGGGCGGAACGGCAGCGGCAAGGCCGACCUGCUGAAGGUGCUGGGCGGCGUACGGUUCCCCGCGCGCAGCCACGUCGGCCGCUUCUUCAUCCCAUCGCACCUGCGGCUGGUCCACAUCGAAUCGCAGCCGCUGUUUUUCCCCG